AUGGAGGUCAAAUUAAUUGACUUCGGGUGCAGCGCGCUCAUGAAGAAUUCUGCCUUCAAAUCCUUUAGUGGCACAAGACCGUACUGUCCACCAGAGGUCAAAGCCAACGGCAGGUACCACGCAAAGCCGACGUUAGUGUGGACUCUUGGGAUUCUCCUGCUCGCAAUAGUGUGCGGCCAUUUUCCCACAGACCUCGAUCUGAACAUGAUCAGUGAGAACAACUGGAUCAGACCUGGCCUGUCACAAGAAUGCUGCCAAAUGAUUUGUGAUUGUCUGCAGCCUGAUCCACAACAAAGACUCAUUCUAGAGAAGAUGCGUCUCCACGACUGGUUUAUG
Molecule: messenger RNA, 336 nt
Organism: Sinocyclocheilus rhinocerous
Lineage: Eukaryota; Metazoa; Chordata; Actinopteri; Cypriniformes; Cyprinidae
Product: serine/threonine-protein kinase pim-2-like
Exons: 3
Biological process (GO): regulation of mitotic cell cycle; protein autophosphorylation; negative regulation of apoptotic process
Cellular component (GO): cytoplasm
Molecular function (GO): ATP binding; protein serine/threonine kinase activity
Source: RefSeq, a predicted model, not a curated record